Nematolebias whitei (Rio pearlfish) is the source of this 4354-nucleotide messenger RNA. RefSeq names its product SEC24 homolog B, COPII coat complex component (gene sec24b). The transcript is spliced from 24 exons. Gene Ontology annotation, molecular function: SNARE binding; zinc ion binding. Gene Ontology annotation, biological process: COPII-coated vesicle cargo loading; endoplasmic reticulum to Golgi vesicle-mediated transport; intracellular protein transport. NCBI's taxonomy places the organism in Eukaryota, Metazoa, Chordata, Actinopteri, Cyprinodontiformes, Rivulidae. Gene Ontology annotation, cellular component: COPII vesicle coat; endoplasmic reticulum exit site. The coding region runs from base 181 to 3726 and encodes 1181 amino acids. The record is from RefSeq and is a predicted model, not a curated record.
GAUGUUUUCAGCCCUCGAUCCCAGCCGACCUGCAAGGCUGUCCGGGUCUUCACCGACCACCAAGCGGCGUCUUUAACGCCUCUGUGGCGGGGGGCUUAUUAACCAGGGUUUGGGACACUGACGCUCGUGUUUAUGCGCUCACCCGACUAUCUGUGGGCCUGAAGACGGGAGGACCGAGCGAUGUCUGCGCCGGGUUACACCAACCUCAACAGCUCUGCCGGCUACAGCCAGAGCUCCACGCCGAACGGAGGAGCUGCGCCGCCCCGUCAGAACGGUCCGCUGCAGGCCUACCCAUCCGUGUAUCCGCCUGCCGGCUACUACGGAGCUCCUCCUCAGCAUCAGAACUACCCCAGUGUUUCCGGUCGCAUCGUUUCUGCUCCCAGCAAAGCGCCGAUCACAAACAGCACCAACUACUACCAGCAGCGCCACCCUCAGCAUCAUGUAGCACCGUCGUAUAGUGCUGGACCUCCUUCGCAACCGUAUGCCACCAUACCUUCCUCAGCACCUCCUCCUUCAAGUGCCCAGUACACUCAGCAGCAGCCGCCCUACGCUCCUCCGGGGUCCUUCUACGCUCAGCAGUCAUACCAAGUUUCCCCAGCGCAGCUUCAGCAGCAGCAUCACAGUUUGGUCUCGGCGCCAGCAAGCGGUUCUGGAGCUCCCGUCUACCCUGCGGCUUCGUACCCUUCUGCUCCAGGAAGUAGCCAGUAUGGGACCCUGAGUACCUCUCAGACCACCGCCACACCUGAGGCUAUGCCCACCCGGAUGGGAGCACCCUUGCAUCAGUACAACGCAGCACCUCCACCGUCUGCAGCAGCACUCCAGCCCGGGUACGACGCGGCCGCCCUCGCUCAGAUGACGGCGCUGAACGGGAAAGGAAGCGCAGCUGCGGUCCAGACCAACAGCCGACACUACGACCAAAGCCACGCAGCUCCUCAGGGCUUCGGCUCCUACAGCGGAGGUGCAGACCGACCGUCCUCAGAAACGCCCUCCGCUUCAGCCCACUCGUCCCCGGGGCACCACCCAGCCCCAGGCCGGACGUACGGAUAUGUUGCUAAAAGUGGGGCUAGCUCAGCCUCCGGCGCCGCCUCGGGCCCAGCGGGAGCCCUCUCUUCAUCCAGCUCUGAUGAGGAUGAUGAGGAGGAGGAUGAGGAUGAGGAAGCAGGCGGCGACACCUCGUCCUCCAGUACCGGCAGCGCCUCUCCGGUUCCAGACAACUACGAUUCCCUGGAAGGUGGCAGCUUUCCAGAUUCCAUGCCUCCUUCCAAUGAUAUGUCCAACCAGGCCCAACCUUACGGUAGCUAUGGUUACCAAAGCAUACCGCCAGCCUAUCAGCAGGGCCCGACCCAACACGCCGACCCCCCUCCAGCUCAGAACCUUUACAGCCAGUCGGGCUACCAGCAGUACUCCCAGCCGUUCCCCAGCCUUUCGCAGCUGUCUGCAGCCCUGGGGGGGCUGAGUGGGGUACCGGAGCUGGAGGUGGAGGCCCUGAGGCCGGUCAACCUGCUGCAGGAGAGGAACCUGCUGCCCCCGAGGCCCUUGGAGGCCCCUGAACCCAACGUCGGCGCCGACCUGAAGAAGGUCAACUGCAGUCCACAAACCUUCAGGUGCACCCUGACCAGCAUUCCACAAACCCAGGCUUUACUCAACAAGGCCAGACUCCCUCUGGGGCUCCUCCUCCACCCCUUCAGAGACCUGCAGCAGCUACCGGUCAUCACCUCCAACACGAUAGUGCGCUGUCGCUCCUGUCGAACCUACAUCAAUCCGUUCGUCACGUUUUUGGACCAGCGCAGGUGGAAGUGCAACCUCUGCUACCGGGUCAACGACGUGCCAGAUGAGUUCAUGUACAAUCCAGUAACGAGGUCUUACGGGGAACCGCACAAGAGGCCGGAGGUCCAAAACUCCACCGUAGAGUUCAUCGCCUCCUCAGACUACAUGCUGCGACCGCCGCAGCCGGCGGUUUACCUGUUCGUGCUCGAUGUUUCCCACAACGCCGUGGAAGCAGGAUACCUGAAGUUCUUCUGCGACUCUCUGCUUGAGAAUCUGGACAAGAUCCCCGGGGAUUCGCGCACCAGGGUGGGUUUUCUCACCUUUGACAGCACCAUCCACUUCUACAACCUGCAGGAGGGAUUAUCGCAGCCUCAGAUGCUGGUGGUGUCGGACAUCGACGAUGUCUUCAUACCGUCUCAUGACAGUUUGAUGGUGAACCUAAAGGAGAGUCAGGAGCUGGUGAAAGAGCUGCUGACGUCGCUGCCGGCCAUGUUCAGUCAGAGCACAGAGACGCACAGCGCCCUGGGUCCGGCCUUGCAGGCGGCCUUCAAGCUCAUGGCGCCCACCGGCGGCCGCGUCACGGUUUUCCAGACGCAGCUGCCGACGCUGGGCGCCGGGAAGUUGCAGUCGAGGGAAGACCCAAACCAGCGCUCGAGCACCAAGGGAGUGCAGCACCUCGGUCCUGCCACAGAUUUUUACAAGAAACUUGCUCUGGACUGCUCAGGUCAGCAGAUCGGAGUGGAUCUCUUCCUUCUCAGCUCGCAGUACGCCGACCUUGCUUCACUCGCUUGCAUCUCCAAGUAUUCGGCAGGAGGCGUCUUCUACUACCCGUCCUUUCAUCACAUCCACAACCCGGCCCAGCUGGAGAAGUUCCAGAAGGACCUCGAGCGCUACCUCAGCAGAAAGAUCGGCUUCGAGGCGGUCAUGAGGAUACGCUGCACCAAAGGAUUGUCCAUCCAUACGUUCCACGGCAACUUCUUCGUGCGCUCCACGGACCUGCUGUCCCUGGCUAAUGUGAACCCGGACUCUGCCUUCGCUGUCCAGAUGUCCAUCGAAGACUCCCUGGCGGACUCGUCUCUGGCCUGCUUCCAGGCCGCCCUGCUCUACACGUCCAGUAAAGGGAAAAGGCGAAUCAGGGUCCACACUCUGUGUCUGCCGGUGGUGAGUCAGCUGAGCGACGUGUACGCCGGAGCCGACGUCCAGGCCGUCACGUGCCUCCUCGCCAACAUGGCCAUCGACCGGUCCGUGUCGUCCAGCCUGUCGGACGCCCGCGACGCCGUGGUGAACGCCGUGGUGGACUUCAUGAGCGCCUACAGGAGCAGCGUGUCCAACCUGCAGCAGUCCGGACUCGUCGUCCCCGCGGUCAUGCGUCUCUUCCCCCUCUACGUCCUCGCGCUCCUCAAACAGAAAGCUCUUCGGACCGGCACGAGCACGCGGCUGGACGAGCGCGUCUUCGCCAUGUGUGAGUUUAAGACGCAGCCGCUGCCGCAGCUGAUGAGGAUGGUCCAUCCGGACCUCUACAGGCUGGACAACAUGUCUGACCAGGGGGCGCUCCACCUGAACGACACCGUCGUUCCUCAGCCUCACCUGCUGCACCUUUCGGCCGACCGGCUGAGCAGAGACGGAGCCUUCCUCCUGGACUGCGGCGACGUGUUUUAUCUGUGGGUCGGAAAAUGCUGCGGUGAAACGUUCAUCCGAGACGUCCUGGGCUGUCCGAGCUACGCUGCAGUUCCCCCCAACAUGAGUCACGUUCCUGAGCUGCAGACUCCUCUGUCUGAGAGAGUCCGAGCGUUCCUCGACUGGCUGCAAGACAACCGAGCCUUCAGCUGCGCGGUCCACGUCGUCAAAGACGAUUCGGCGAAAGCCACCUUUUUCCAGCACCUGGUGGAGGACCGGACGGAGUCUGCAUCGUCCUACCAGGAGUUCCUGCAGCACCUUCACCAGCAGAUGUCCAAGUAGGCUCCCGUUCUGCUGACUGAAGGUUUGGACUAAUUCCUGAAGGCAGAGUUUGGACUCGUAGAGUGAAGGCUAGCGUUGCUCGCCCUUCAGGCGGCCUCAUAAAAUCAGACGAUCAUGGAGGCUUCGGGACGAAGAUCUAAACGAACCACUAAAUGAAACAAGGAUUUGUUCCAGAAAAAACAACGGUCGUCGAACCCGUUCAGCCUCGUCUGACCCGUCGCUCAGAGAGCAGAAUGUCGAGCCAAGAAGAUUCCACUUCCUGUUUGUUUGUUUUUGUUUACCUCACAUGUAGCUGAAAGUUAAAAUUCACCCGUCUGUUUUAUUUAGUCUUUUUUUUAAAAACACUGGAGAACAAGAACUAAAGUUCGGCAUGCGGAUAAAACAACGCGCAUGCCUGGAUUUUAGUUUGGGAUCACGAUUCAGUCGGAUGUUUGUUUGUUUGUUUUUUAUUAAACCUUCGCCUCAGCUCCGUCUCCUCCGAUCCGCUGAGCGAAGUUCUGAUCGGUCGAGCUGGAACUCCGGACCUCCACCCCUCGGCAGUCGUCGUCUUGUUUACUUUUCCAGGCGCCGAGUAAAAAGUCCACUUUGUAACUACUGAGAAGUAUCUUUUAUGUGCGAUAAUUUAUGA